Molecule: messenger RNA, 477 nt
Organism: Puccinia graminis f. sp. tritici CRL 75-36-700-3
Lineage: Eukaryota; Fungi; Basidiomycota; Pucciniomycetes; Pucciniales; Pucciniaceae
Exons: 2
Coding region: 1-477 (158 amino acids)
Source: RefSeq, a predicted model, not a curated record
AUGGCCGAGGCGUGCAGCUCCCCGGAAUUUUCCUCUGUAAUUGAAGGUUCCCUGCUCAAGACAUUGAGACAAACUGCCGACUUGACCCGCAAAUUCAAUGAAAAUCUGGACUGUUUGGCCAUUCAAGGUAUCAAUUCAAUGGUCGUAUUUGUGUUUCAGAACAAUGCAGAUGAUUGCAACUUGACUGAAGCUUUAGUAGACUGGCAGGAAGACGUUUUGAUCAAGAAUCUGGUUAACUGGCGGGACGCUCAAAACACUCACACUUGCAUGCAUUUAAACCUCACAAAUCUUUUGCGUGUAAUUCAGUUAACCGCGUCGUUGAACAAACAACUAUUGAAGCAGAACAUACAACUCAUCAACAUUUUCAGCCGGAUGAUCAAAGCUAUCAAACAAUCAAAACCAUCAAAUUUUGGAGCUUCAAGCAGAUUUUGUUUGGGCGCGUGCAGUGAAGUCUGGUUUGAACUGUUGCAGGAGUGA